This is a messenger RNA of Penicillium macrosclerotiorum, 1872 nucleotides long. RefSeq names its product Zn(II)2Cys6 transcription factor domain-containing protein. Gene Ontology annotation, molecular function: DNA binding; DNA-binding transcription factor activity, RNA polymerase II-specific; zinc ion binding. Gene Ontology annotation, biological process: DNA-templated transcription; regulation of DNA-templated transcription. NCBI's taxonomy places the organism in Eukaryota, Fungi, Ascomycota, Eurotiomycetes, Eurotiales, Aspergillaceae. The transcript has 2 exons. The record is from RefSeq and is a predicted model, not a curated record. Bases 1 to 1872 code for a protein of 623 amino acids.
AUGCUCUCGGAGACUGACAAUGCAGGCGCAGGCGAGCCCGCGAUUCCAACAACAGCAGAUCCCGCCAUGAACGCUGAUCGCGGACAAGCUGGAACUCCCGCCGGUGGAGACCGGGUGGAACAGGCCUCCACGGGUCAGGUCCAAUGCUCCGUCUGUAGCAGUACCUUUCGCCGCCCGGAGCAUCUCAAGCGCCAUCUUCGCAGUCAUACCAAAGAAAAACCAUUCGAGUGCGCGCAAUGUGGCCGCCAUUUCUCUCGAACGGAUACGCUUCAUCGCCAUGAGCUGAGCCAUCAUACCCCAGGAAGCGAAGGUGGCAAAGAUCGCACGCAUCGCAUCACAGUCAAGACUUUCCGCGCCUGCUUUAGCUGCGCAACCGCGAGAGUGCGAUGCAGUGGCGGCAUCCCGUGUGGACGGUGUGACACGCGCUCCCUCGAGUGCCAAUACCCGACCGAGAGACGAUCGAAAGCCAGGUUUCGAAAUGGAGCUGCGCGCGAACGGUCCAACCUGGAACCACAAGAACUAGAACCACCGAGCCCAGAAGCGCCGUCAUCUCCACCGAACGGGACUCAAUGCGAGCAGACGCAGAUGGGUCAGUUCUCAAUCCCUGGCGGAGAUGAUUCACAACCGUCGCCAAAGACAUCUGAGGUCAACGUCUUUUCAAACUCCACGGAGACCUUUCUUCCCGAUAGCACUUCCUCGGAUGGAAGAGCAUCUCUUGUAGGGCCUUCCCACUCUCAAUUGUACAUGCCGCCCAAUUCGGCGUCGAAUAUACCACGAUUGCCGCCGGGAAUGUACACCGACGGGGACUAUCGUCAGCCAUAUGUUGAAAUACCAAAUCAAAACAUGCUAUCAGUCCAGUCGAGCUCCAAUCUGGAACCUGCAAUGAGGCAAAUUCCACCUGGUAUUGCUGAUCCAGGCGUUGAUAUGGAUAUUGACAUGACAGGAAAUUCCGAGAUGACACUCGAGUUUGAUCCCUCCUUUUUUGACCCAUCAGUGUUGUCAACGAUCAACUGGCUCCCCAAUGAGUUCUUCUCUGCCACUCCAGGCGACCAGCCACCGUCAGAGGUUCCCACCCAGUUUUCGCAGCCUGCAAUCUCGGAAACAUAUGCGGCUCGACUGCCGUGGCAACCUCCAGUGAUAAACACAGACCAAGUCAGCUCUUCAAUUCCUGAAAAAGCUUCUCAUACUCCUUCAGGUCCCCUUUCCCUGGGAACAGAUAUGGAGAGCCCACGACGCUAUUCUCAUGUUGGCAGCGAGUCAUCGCCCCAUUCUGAUUCAAUCGAUUCCUCAAAACGCUCAGCAGACUAUUAUGUUGAUGGAGGCGGCGCCCGGCUUCCAAAAUAUCGAAAAAAACAGAACUUGUGGUCAGUCGCCUCGACGGACAAUCCUGCUGGUAGUGGGCAGAAUCUUCAUGAAAAUAUUAUACGCCGAUUUGGAUUCUCCGGCUCGCAGGAACCCAGUGUCGAAAAUCUUCCUCCAGAAGACUUGCUUCAGUCCGUUCGGCCGAUAGAAUCAAACCGCUACAACGAGCUUUACUGUAAUUUUAUUCUUCUUUGCCGCAGCGAAAAUCCCUUUUUCGAAAGCUUUGAGUCGGAGUAUUUUCCCUCGGCAGAGGAGUGCAGCAAAUACAUCGCUUUUUUUUUCGACUCGUUCCAGGCCGUGUAUCCGAUCCUCCAUUUACCUACUUUCGAUGCCAAUAAAUGCCAUUGGCUUUUAACUUUAGCAAUUGUGGCGUUGGGGUGUCAUAGCUCAAGUAUUCGUGAAUUAGAUCAGUCUACUACCGCCUUUCACGAAUUCUUACGGCGGGCCAUACAUGUCGAGGUACCUCAUACUAUUUCUUCCUUCGUUGACAUUUCCUUUUACUCACACUGA